Messenger RNA from Contarinia nasturtii (swede midge), 627 nucleotides. RefSeq names its product GATA zinc finger domain-containing protein 4-like. The transcript has a single exon. Bases 1 to 627 code for a protein of 208 amino acids. NCBI's taxonomy places the organism in Eukaryota, Metazoa, Arthropoda, Insecta, Diptera, Cecidomyiidae. The record is from RefSeq and is a predicted model, not a curated record.
AUGACGAAAAACUAUAAUACAUCGCCACUAUCUCCGAACGUUUCAAAUGCAACCCCAAACACAAAAUUAUAUAAGAGUGAUGAUAUUCCAUUAAGUAUUUCGGCAUCGUUGCAAUCAUCAAUGCCGCGAACACGUGUUAAAAAGAACAAUCACAGCAACGGUGCUAGGGAGAAGGACAUCAUGAAUACGGAACAACAUCAAGAUAGCAAUGAUAGCAACGACGAUGAAAUUGACUAUACACAUAAUAAACGCAAUAAUGUUUACUAUUCAACAAUGAACGAAAGAAAAACUACUGGACAUUUACAUCGCAACAUAAAUAAUAAUAGUUCGACAAAUAUUUCAUCGACGAAUCGUUACCGUUGGCACAAUCAAUCCGAUGAAAUUGCAUUGCAUUCGUUGCGAAACAAUAGAACGAAUGUUACGGCCACCAAUAUCAAAACUGAAGCGAUGACAAUGCAUUCCAAUCACCGUUCGCAUCCCACGAACCGCAAGCAACAUCAUCUGAAUCAAAUUAACAACAAUUUCAUCAUUUCAAAUAAAAAGCAAUCGAUUCAUAACACGAAUGACGAUCAACAUUCCAUUGACCAAAAUAACGGAAAUCAUUAUCCGUCUAGACUUUAUCACUGA